AUGAUAUUUUUGUCUGUUUGUGUGAUUCCAGAUCGUUUCUUUGCUGGACGAAGUGACGGACUCCGUAGUCUCAUUCAACGAAUGAUGAACCUUGAUGCUUCCAAACGUCCAACAUGUGUUGAGCUGUUGAACGAACCACGGAUCUUCGAGAAUCUUUCCGAGAGAGAAAAGACAAGUUUAAAGAGAGGGGAAUCUGAGGAACCAGCUUCCGAGUGCUCUGAACUCCGACAUGGUUCAGUUUCACCGGAAGUUCCAAAGAGUCCCAUCACCAAGAAACCUAGAACUGUUUCUCCAAAAUCUAAAACUGAAAAAGUGUCUCCAAAAAUCUCCCCAAGAAUUUCAGGCUCCCCUUCAACACCUGUGCGACAGCCACUUCCAGUCCUCGACAUCUCCAGUCCAUAUACUUCUCCAGUGGUGACACGACCUUCGUCUCCAUUCCAAUUGGAAAGAAGAAAAUCAUUCGACAGAACAAGACCAGCGCCAAGACUACUAUUCGGAUGA
Molecule: messenger RNA, 501 nt
Organism: Caenorhabditis briggsae
Lineage: Eukaryota; Metazoa; Nematoda; Chromadorea; Rhabditida; Rhabditidae
Exons: 2
Coding region: 1-501 (166 amino acids)
Source: RefSeq, a predicted model, not a curated record